Cutaneotrichosporon oleaginosum is the source of this 1419-nucleotide messenger RNA. RefSeq lists its product as uncharacterized. Lineage: Eukaryota; Fungi; Basidiomycota; Tremellomycetes; Trichosporonales; Trichosporonaceae. The record is from RefSeq and is a predicted model, not a curated record. Gene Ontology annotation, molecular function: mRNA binding. Gene Ontology annotation, biological process: positive regulation of translation; nuclear-transcribed mRNA catabolic process, nonsense-mediated decay. Gene Ontology annotation, cellular component: nucleolus; cytoplasm.
CUCACUCAUUCGAGCUUUCGAUCCUACAAGUCCUGCUCUCGAACCAUACUCACGCAGAGCUCGACAUCCAGAGCUUGCAUCUGAGACAAUUCGCAUCACAUCUUCGCGUUCCCCCUCUCCACUUCCCCAUCUUCACCGGCCCUCCCUGCGCGUCGACGACUGCACCUUCACCAAACUAUGCCGCGCGGGACAAAGGCGCCGGCGCCGCGGCUGAAGCUAGUCAUCCGCCGCCUGCCCCCCACACUACCGGAGGAGACAUUUUGGCGUGUCGUCGAGCCAUUCGUAGAGGGCAAAAGCUUGUGGCGACGCUAUGUCAAGGGACGCGCCGGCGACGCAUUCGGUGUACACCCGCAGCAUUCGCGCGCAUACGUGCUCAUGAACGACACUGAGUCGCUCAUCGCAUUUCACGCCGGCUUUGACGGCCAUAUCUUCCGCAACAAAGCUGGCGUAGAGUACCAGGCCGUGAUCGAGUACGCCCCGAUCGAGAAGACGCCGUACAAGGCCAAGGUCAAGAAGGAUGCGCGCGAGGGCACUAUUGACGACGAUCCCGACUACCUCGCCUUCCUCGAGAAUAGGGGCGCUGUCGAGGCCAAGGCAAGUCCGGAGAUAACUGCUGCGUCCCAGCCGACAUCCACGCCCCUGCUUGAGGCACUACGUGCGGCGGCGAACAAGAGUAGAGCCAAAGCGGCGAAGAAGAAGGAGAAGGCGGCAUCGAAGAAGGACGAGAAAGACAGCAAGGCGGACGCGAAGAGCGACAAGGCGCGCGCGGCUGCCCUCGCCUCAAUUUCAGAGGCGGCGACCAAGCGCGCACCGAAGACCGCCGGCAGCGGUGGCGUCGUUAUGGUCGCAGGCAAGGGGCGCGAGGUGUUUGUCGCGCCUGCGGAGGUGGUGCAGGAAGGAGAUUCGCGCGACAGCAAGAAGAGCGAUAAGGCGGGCGAGAAGAAGAAAAGGAAACCGCGGAAGAAGAAAGAGGCUGGGGAGGACGGUGGCGAACACGCCGGGACCAUAGCCGCCGGGGCGGGGAAGAGCGCAAGUGCGAGCGCCUCGGCGCCGCCUGCUCCGAAGAAGGACGCACGCAUCGACGGCGGGCUGGCUGUCGUCGACGAGUCGAGCACAGAAGCCGGUAAGCGCAGGAAUCGGCGUAAACGUGCGCCUGGUACGGGUAGGGGAGGGGGUGGUGCGGGCGGAGGAGAAGGAAGGCCUGUUACGGAAGGCAGCGUGGUGGAGGAGAACUCCGGGCAAUCGCGUAGCCAGAAACCGCGAGCUGCACGCGAGCAGGGCGCCGCGACGUCGAGAGAUGGGAGCGCAGUGUCAGCCCCGCGGGGCCGCGGUCGCGGUGGUCUACUUCCCAGCGAGGCGCGCAUUGACAUGUAAUAUAUGCAUUACAUCUCCGAUGUGAUGGUGAUUUCUAGAUUCACU